Cinara cedri is the source of this 6586-nucleotide messenger RNA. The record is from the annotation of a GenBank genome assembly. NCBI's taxonomy places the organism in Eukaryota, Metazoa, Arthropoda, Insecta, Hemiptera, Aphididae.
AACAUAGAUAAAUAAAAAUGAAAAUAAAAAAAACUACCAACUACUAACUAAAUAAUAAAUGCUCAUUAAUAUUGCAUUGUUUACUUCAUGAUAUGUGUAUUUUUUUUCUCUCACUACACGAUGAUUUAGAAUUUCUCUCUCUAAGCGUAGUCCAUAUAUUUAAAUGUCUAUGGUUUGAAACGUUUUUAUGGUUGAAAUCAUGGUUAUAUAUAUCUACAACUGUGGCUGAAAUUCGGAAGCGGCCAUCACGUUUCUACCUUCUACUAUCAACCAUAUAUAAGAAAUAUUCCUCUAUCCGUAAUUCGUAUGUCUACGCCCAAUUCUGCGGUGACUGAUUUGCCGUUUGACCUCAUCUUAAUUUCUCAUUGAUUUCUAUGGCGCGUCUCGAUCUCCGAUCUCGUUUAGUUUUCUAACUAAACACAUUAAACAAGUACACAACAGUACAACACACUCGUUGAUAAGAUGACUUCUAUUGUAUAAGCCCAGCGACUAGUGAGUAUUAAAAUUUAUUAGUAGUCUAACUACCUAAUUUUAUAAUAUAAAUAGGUUUAUAAUAAGCAUAAUAGGAUCUAGUGUGGUUAAUUUAAAAUCAAGACAUGUCAAUAAUGCUUAUUGAACCACGUUUGAUUAUAAUAUACAUUUGAGCCUUGAUAGACCAGGAGUUGUUUUACAAGAAAAACUUACGUAUUUAAAUGAAACGGAUGUUUAUUUUUCCGCCACCUUUAAUUAUUGCACUUUAAAUUACAAACAUAAUAAAUUGCAAACAAAUGAAUGAUAACAGAAUUAACGUAUAGUAGUCGUGUCAUUUUUUUGUCUGAAUAAUACUUUUAAUUUUCCAUUUAAAAGCGCGUUAUCUUAUUCGAAGUACCUACUGAUCUUUUGCCUAUUGCAAAACAGUAUUCAGUGCAUUCACCUUUUUUGAAGGGAAAAUUUUACUUUUGCUGAUAAACACUUUCGUCCUCGUCGUAAAUGUCAUCUUGCUGCGAUUUAUAUGAUUUGAUUAUCAGUAAUGAGUUCAUAAUUCGCUAAAUCUUUGUCUGUGUCACUUGCUUGAGAAUCAAACAUUUAAUUCGAACAUAUUUCUUAUAUCUGAUUAUUGAGAGUAAAAAUUUGAAUGUAAUUGAUUUGAGCAAGAUUUUAAUUUAUUGCUACCAGUACAGAAAGUUAUACAAUUAUUAUUAUUGAACGUAGGUAAUACAAAUGACAAUAAUAAUAUUAUCUAUAUAAAUAUUUCAUAGAUUAAUUAGGGGUCCUAAGAAGGAAAGUUUUUUUAAUUUUUUCGUUUUUAUUUAACAACCUAAAAUAUCGUUUUUGGUUUAUGUGUUUAACAAGUUGACUGCCAUGGUAUUUUUAUAGAGCUAUAAUACAAAUCACGUGAGUACCAAUUAUGGUACUCAUGGCAGUCAACUUGUUAAAAACGUUUUCGGUGUUUUACACAUGUGUAUAAACUAGAUUUAUACCGUGAUAUUUUUAAAUUAUUAAUUUUUAAUUAAAAAUUAAUAAUCACUUAAUGUACAUAUUAUUAUAAUAUAAUACAUUAUAUAAAAAUAAAAAUUUUGUUUUAUUUAUGUCAUUAUCAAGUUUGAGUCGCUAAAACCAAGGUGGAUUAAUCCACCUUAACUAAAACUAGAGAGUGUAAAUAAUAAUUAUCUAUAAUAAUAAUAUUAUCUAUACUCUCCAACUGAAACAAUGUGGACACAUAUCUACUUUGAGUAUUAUCUAUAAUAUCAAUAAUUCAACUUAAUAAUAAUCAUAGCUUUCUUGGACAGCUUGGUUAUUAAAACUGUCAACCAUCAGUUAUUUGGAUUAUCACUUUUUCAAUAAUAGAAUUAUUAUUAUUUAUUAUUUAGGCAAAAACUAUUUUGUAUAAUUAUAUCUAUUGUGGUAUAAUUUUUUCUUGUUUUUGUUUUACUGUUUUUUUUUUUCGACUUAAUGUAUAACGUUUUCAUCCUUGGUUCUGUGAAUUCUGGAAAGAAUUACCUAUGUACGGAUUACCGCUUUUACUGAAUUAUUAGGUAUCCAGACUAUUGAGGCUCUACUAAACCACUGAUACAGUACAAUUUAUUUUGAUAAGCAAUUUGAUAUUUUGAGAUUACCUAUGUUCAAAAAAUUGAUAUUUGAAAAUACCACUAUUAUUAUUUUGUGUUUGUAAUUUAUUUACCAUUUAUCACAAAUCUAUAAAAACAUAUUAAUAUUUUUAUUUGCUCCAAUAGUUAAUAUUAUAAUUUAUUUGGUGGUGCCAUUGAAAUUGGCUUUUUACCAUAUAAAUUAGAUAGUAUAUAAAUGUUUAAAUUGAAAAUUUACAAUAGAUAGGUGAUAGCAAAAAUAAAAUUAUAUAAAAUGUACAGUAGUCAACAAUUAAGAAAACUUUCAAAUUUUAUUUCCAAUUAAUUAACUUAACCCUACAUAUUAUCAAUGAAAUACAGUAGUAGAUGUAUUAUGUUAUAGAUUGUGAUAUUAUAGUAAUACAAAAAAAAAAAUGAAUAUGUAUAUGGUUUUUCGUACAUUAUUUUUUCAAUCUUUUAUUUGGGUUCCUAAUAGAAUCACACUUUAAAUAGGUACAUAGUAUAUUUUUCAAAUAAGAACCCCUCCUUUUAAACAGAUUAUAUAGAGAAUAUUUGUCUAGAAAUUUUGAUAUGCAUAACACUAAUAUCAGAUUUACCAUUUAUGAGUUACAAUAGUUUAAAGACCGGAGGAGCAGGGAAGGGUAAUAAAUUGCCCAUCUAUGACUCUUUUCUACUCCUCCGGUCUUUAAACUAUUGUAACUCAUAAAUGAUAAAUCUGAUAUUAGUGUUAUGCAUAUCAAAAUUUCUAGACAAAUAUUCUCUAUAUAAUCUGUGUUUAAAAGGAGGUGUUUUUAUUUGAAAAUCAAAAGUAUGCACUUCUUUAAGGUAUAUAUAUGAAGUAGGGGUAAAAUAUUAAAAAUAGUUUUAAAAUAAAGCUUAAAUGAUUCCAUAAGGAUUAGAAAAAAAAAACAGAAAUCAAAUUCACUUAAAAUCCUCUGAGAUAAUUGCUGGUUCAUAAUAAAAAAAAGUCCUGUAUUAUAAUCUACAAACAUUUACCUAUUUAUCAUCUUAAUAUUAGUCAAGAAACUGUAUAAAUAUUUUUAUAUAAUUGUUAUUUAUUUUUACAUUUUAAAAUUAUUUUUACAAUUUUCUAUCUAAAUUGAAAAAACAAAAAAUUAAAUACCUAUUGGGUAGUGUUUUGUUUUCACAGAUAGUAAAGGAUAGAUACAGGAUUAAAGAAUAAAUAUUUUUAAAGUUUAAAAUUUUAUUUACUCCUCAGUAAAUAGUUCAUAUGUUUUAUUAAUUAAAGUAUUGUUUCAGAUUUAGAUUAUAAAAAUGUCAGAAGACAAGUUUGAUAUUAACAAAGGCAAAACAAGUAAUCCUCGAAAGAAAUUAAAAGUAUUACAUACAAAUGUAGAUAGUUUAUUUGGAGAGGAAAAACCUAUAAGUAAGAGUUUUCAGUUAUCUAAAGAAGAACCUUCACAUGAAAAUAGUGAGUUAUUAAAAGAGAAACUAGUUGAAAAAGAAAAAAGUUGUGAUUCAAUUGACAAAAGUUGUAUAAAUAAUGAUAAUAUUAACAAAACUAACCAAUCCUUAAAUUUCAAUAAAGAACAUUCAAAUACAAAUCAGUUUGUGGAUCCAGAAUUGACAAUUUCAGAUCAUGAUUCUAAUGUUGAACAAAAUGAUGAUGAUGAUGAUUAUGAUGAUGAUGAUAGUGACAAUUACAUAGAAUUUUCAGAUAGUGAUUUUGAAUUAGAAAAAAAUAGUCAUGAAAUAAAUGAUAUUUCAAAUUCAAAUGAAAAUAUUUUUGAAGAUUCUCCCAAAGCCAACACCGAUAUUAAUGAAAUUCGUGGUAAUAUAUUUAUAGAUGAUGAAGAAAUUGAUGACUUAUUGGAUAAAGCAUAUCAAGAGAAAAAAAAUGAAAAUAAAACUACAAAAAAAACUGUCUCUAAAGAUGAUUUUAAAGAAUAUGAAAAAACCGUGUUAGAAGAAGUAUGUAUAAAUCAUUUUGAUAUUUUGCCUGAAAAUUGGAUUGAAGCAACUCAUAAGAGUGGUAUGCCUAUAUAUUUACACAAGAAAACUAGAGUUGUGACCUUAGCAAGGCCAUAUUUUUUGGGACCUGGGGAUCCUGCAUUACACUUAGCACCAUUGUCUGCAAUAACUUGUUUACAAUACAAAAAAGGUCUUGAAAAUAAAGAAAGCAUAAAAAAUGAACCUGAUUUUCAGAUAAGUAAACAAGGCAAUAUGAUUAUUCCAAAUGCUAAAGUUGAAACUGCUCAGGAAAAUAUUAUUAAAGAAUCUUUAACACAUGAAGAAUUUCGAGAAUAUUGCCAAUUAUUAUUUAAGUGAGUAUUUAUACAAUUUUAUUUAUUUUUAUGAUUAAUUUAAAUUAAAUAUUUCAACUUUAGGUUUAAAAAAGUAAAAGCUCCUUUAGAACAAAAUGCUCAACCACAACCUACAAGUUCAGAAAAUUCACCUGCACAAAACAAUACAAAAGAAAGACCUUCACUUCCGGAUAGUACUAAAUUAAUAUCAUUUCCUGUUCAAAGCGAGGACCAUGAUAAACGAUGUAGCCGCCGUCGAGAAUGGAUAAUGAAUCCAAAUGGUAAAAGUUAUGUAAGUAUUUUACAUGAAUAUUUACAACAGGCAUUGAAAACCCAACCAUGGUAUGAUUUUAAAGAAUCAGAAAAUUCAGAAACUCCUUAUUCUGCUACUGUUAUCCUUAACGAUGUUAAAUAUGGUGUUGGUUUCGGUAAUAGUAAAAAACAAGCAAAACUGAAUGCUGCCCGCGCUACAUUAGAUAUUCUCAUACCAGAAAUGAAAAACCAAAUAGAUUCAGAUCAAAAAAACCAACGUGAUCCAGUGAUAUUUGAUCAAAUUAAAGUCACUGAUCCUAGAGUUACUGAAUUUUGUGCUAAAACCACAGAACCUAGUCCAUAUGCCAUGUUAUUAGUGUGUUUGCAAAGGAAUUUUGGAGAAUGUGAGGUAAAAAUUGAUUAUAAAUUGAACAAUCGUCGAAGGAUGUUAAAUCAAUGCACAAUGACGGUUGGUAAACAUACUGCUUCUGUUGCUUGUAAAAAUAAAAGAGACGGUAAACAAAAAGCUUCUCAAGUAAUAUUGGGCCAAUUACAUCCACACAUUGACAAUUGGGGUUCAUUGUUGCGGUUGUACGGUAACCGAAGCAUAAAAAAUGCUAAAGAAAAAAAACAAGAAGAGCAAGAAAUUACUCAGCUCCAAAGUAAAGCAGCUGCAAAUCAACCAAAUUUGGCCAUAUUAAAUAAACUUAAAGAAGAAAUGUUAAAGGCCCAUAGCAAACAUAAACUAAAUAACUCUAAUGCUUACUCAAUGCUAACUACAUGCCCAUAUACCAUUAAAAUACCAAGUCCACACUCCGCAUCUAACAGUAAUUAGUUUAAUAAUUUAUAUUAUUUUUGACUUAGAAUUUUAGAAGUAUUAACUUUAUUAUCUAUGCAAUUGAAUUUAAUAUGAACUAAUAAUAUAUAAUUACUUAAUGAAAGACAUCUAUAUUGUUGUUCAAUAAGUAAUACAUAGUAUCAGUCAUAGAUAGAUCUUAGAUUAAAUUAAUUUUAAUUUUUUUUAAUUAGGUCAGAUUAUUAUCAAUUAAAUUUUGUAAAUAAAAUAGACUUGCACUUUAUUGUGUCUAAUAUAAAUUGUAUCAGUAGAUAUUCCAAGCGGCUUCUUAUCAACUAUGAUCUCAAAAUCUAGAAUUAGAGUUGUUUUAUUAAUAGAUUGAAAUAAUAAAUGUUAGGUUAAAUUUCAAUAUGAAUGGUAGCAUUUUGUAAUGGGAGGAUAUAUUUUUUUAAACAUUUUUACACCCUUUUAUAGACACCCCAAAUAAAGCACUAGAGGUUAAAUUUUGUUUAUGUAUUGCAUUAGUAUCAAGAAUGUCUUAGUAGUUUUAACUUUCAAUUGCUUUAUUUUUUUUUUGUUUUUUGAAAGUAGUAUAGGUAGUUUUAUUGUAGUAUUAUUCAUACUACAGUUUUUUUAUUGUUUUACAAAGAAUAUUUUUAUUAAAAAUUAAGUGUGAACAUUUUGAUCUCUUUUGCUUACUUUUAAAUUUAAUUUAUAUCUGAAAUAAUUUUUUUAUACAUCUUUUAUUUUAUAAUUUAAAUUUGUUAAUAACUGUAAUACUCAUAGGUACCCGAUUAUUUGGGUGCUAUGAAGACCAUUAAAUUUAUGCUAGUCAACAAAAUUAUAAUUUUUUUUUUUUUUAAUUGUAUUCAAAAAUAAAAAUAUCUGUAUUAACUUUGUUUUUAUCUCAUUAUAAAUUUUAAGUUUGUGUUCUAUAAUAAUAUUAUAGUAAAAAAUAUCACCUCUUAUUGUAACUCCACUACAAACGGGUUUACACCUGCGAGGAUAAGUAAAUAAGCAUUUAUCAACAUAAUAUAUUAUUGAAUUUGAGGUUUUUUUUUUAAUUCAUCAGAAUUACGCAAAAAUGAUCCUAAAAACAGAAAAUGACCAAAGGUACCAUAGGUGGAAUUAGAUAUUUUCAUUAGACUAAUUAUCUUUUCUCAAUCAAUUCAUAUAUAUAUUUAAAUGGUGUGGAAAAUUCAUUGAUA